AUGGGAGGUGCUCGAUCCCCGCCAUCGCCAGGCUCUCCUCCCCCUAUGCACUCCUCUGGCAGCCCGAUAAAUCACGACGCCGCCACGCCGCUGCCGAAGAUCGUCUCUUUCGGCCGCUCUUCGAUCAACAGCCCGAGAGCAAGCCAGUCCCGCGACCAGAUGAACGAGACCUCGCCGCUCCUGUCUGCCCGGACCUCGGAUGAUGAGGGCAGCCGUUUGAAACCCGUUGCCUCGCCGUUCAGCGACGAUGGCUGGGACGCUGAGCCUGGGGAGGAGACAAAGAGCACUUGGUACCUGCUGCUACUGACUCUGGGCUCCGGAGGACUGCAAAUAGCAUGGUCCGUUGAGUUGUCAUAUGGAUCUCCGUACCUAUUAUCUCUCGGCCUGAGCAAGUCUCUGCUUGCUCUCGUAUGGAUCGCCGGCCCGCUUUCGGGGACGCUGGUGCAGCCGUACGUCGGUCUCAAGAGCGACAACUGCAGGUUGAAAUAUGGGAAAAGACGGCCGUUUGUAAUCGGCGGCGCCAUCUCGACCAUCAUAUCGUUGUUCUUUUUAGCGUGGGCCAAAGAAAUAGUGGCCGGCUUCUUGUCCAUUUUCGGCGUACCCUGGGAUUCGCCUGCGACGAGCACCACCACGAUCCUCUUUGCUGUUCUGAUGGUAUACGUCCUCGACUUCGCCAUCAACGUCCUGCAGGCCGCUCUCCGGGCUUUCGCAGUAGACUGUGCGCCGACGCAUCAGCAAGAAUCAGCUAAUGCAUGGUUCAUACGAUGUUCUGGAAUAGGCAAUAUUCUCGGCUACCUCUCCGGAUACGUCGAUCUCCCGACGCUGUUCCCUUUCUUCGGGAACACGCAGAUGAAAGUCCUUUGCGCAAUCGCCUGCAUCGCGCUAGCCGCUACCGUGACAACAACCUGCGCCACCAUCUCGGAGCGUGACCCGCGAAGUGAAGGUCCACCUGCCGCUUCGGGUGGUCUAACAAGCUUCUUUAAGAACCUCUUUUGGUCUGUGCGUCAGCUACCGCCUCAGGUGUCUCGAGUUUGCCAGGUUCAGCUCGCGGCAUGGAUUGGAUGGUUCCCUUUCCUGUUCUACACUACAACAUACGUCGGGGAAAUCUACGCUGAUUCGUUCUUUCGGGAAAAUCCUCACAUGUCCGAGGACGAAAUCAACAAAGUGUGGGACAGAGGAACUCGUAUGGGAACCCUUGCGCUUCUCAUAUUCGCCAUUACCACCUUCAUUGCUAGCGUUUUCCUCCCCCUGAUUGUAGCGCCAACCUUUAAGGCACCGGUUCCCGAACCCACCACUCCUCUCACGCCGACCAGUUCCCACGCCAGCGGUGGCUACUUCGGCCUGAAAAAGAAUAAAGGGAGCAAGUCGUCUUUCGCACAACAUUUCAGCGUACUCGACCACCUGCAAAUCAAGUCGCUAACCCUCCGCCGCACCUGGCUCCUCUCACAUUUCAUGUUCGCCGCGCUCGUCUGGAGCACCAUCUUCGUUCACUCCACCGUCGGCGCCACCAUCAUCGUCGCCCUCAUCGGCAUCCCCUGGGCCGUCACUAAUUGGGCCCCCUUCGCCCUCAUCUCGCAAGAAAUAUCCAAGCGCGACGCCAUCCGCCGCGGCAUGCUGCGUGCCCCCGCCAACGACCGCGACGCCGCCCUGCUUGCCGCCGGCGAAGAUGACGCCACCGCCGACCAGGCCGGAGUCGUUCUUGGCAUCCACAACGUCGCCAUCGCCGCACCUCAGGUCAUCGCCACCCUCUUCAGCUCUAUCCUUUUCAAAGCCCUGCAGAAGCCGAGGGGAACCCCUGGCGAUGAUAGCGUCGGGUGGGUGCUACGCUUUGGAGGGUGUUGCGCCAUCGUUGCUGGGUUCUUGACGAAAAGAGUCUUCGAAGAGAACCAGGCCGUCCUAGAAGCGGCGGGGGCGCUGCAGCAGAGCUUUCCAGAGGACAGGGACGAAAGAUGA
Messenger RNA from Diplodia corticola, 1953 nucleotides. RefSeq names its product sucrose transporter. Gene Ontology annotation, molecular function: sucrose:proton symporter activity. Bases 1 to 1953 code for a protein of 650 amino acids. Gene Ontology annotation, cellular component: membrane. The record is from RefSeq and is a predicted model, not a curated record. The transcript is spliced from 4 exons. NCBI's taxonomy places the organism in Eukaryota, Fungi, Ascomycota, Dothideomycetes, Botryosphaeriales, Botryosphaeriaceae.